Molecule: messenger RNA, 1518 nt
Organism: Scleropages formosus (Asian bonytongue)
Lineage: Eukaryota; Metazoa; Chordata; Actinopteri; Osteoglossiformes; Osteoglossidae
Gene: wdr82
Product: WD repeat domain 82
Exons: 9
Coding region: 216-1157 (313 amino acids)
Cellular component (GO): Set1C/COMPASS complex
Molecular function (GO): protein binding; chromatin binding
Source: RefSeq, a predicted model, not a curated record
UGUUCGAUCGCCGCACAGAAGGUGGAGUCUCCUUAGGUUGGACGUAGGGACACAUCCGGGCGGGUUUUCUCUGCGGCAUUUGAAACGUUCUUAGAUAAAUCGUUGUUUUACAUUUUAUUAAUAAGCCUCUAUAAGUACUGUUACAGAAGACAGGUCGGUAGCUUCGAAAUUCCAUACAGGGAGGAGAGACUGGCGCUGGGCCAGUGGCGGACGUCAUGAAGCUCACGGACAAUGUGCUGCGGAGUUUUCGUGUGGCGAAGGUGUUCCGGGAGAACUCGGACAAAAUCAACUGCUUCGACUUCAGCUCGAAUGGCGAGACCGUUAUUUCGAGCAGCGACGACGACUCCAUCGUCCUAUACGACUGCCAGGAGGGAAAGCCCAAACGGACCCUGUACAGUAAGAAGUAUGGAGUGGAUCUAAUUCGUUACACGCAUGCAGCCAACACAGUGGUCUACAGCUCCAAUAAAAUCGAUGAUACUAUACGAUACCUCUCUCUGCAUGACAACAAGUAUAUCCGAUACUUCCCUGGACACAGCAAAAGAGUUGUGGCACUCUCUAUGUCUCCUGUAGAUGACACCUUCAUUUCAGGCUCCAUGGACAAAACUAUUCGGCUGUGGGACCUCCGAUCACCAAAUUGCCAGGGUCUGAUGCACUUACAAGGGAAGCCGGUGUGCUCCUUUGACCCAGAGGGGCUGAUUUUUGCCGCAGGAGUGAACUCAGAAAUGGUGAAGCUGUAUGAUCUUCGAUCAUUCGAUAAGGGUCCCUUCGCUACUUUUAAGCUGCCCAUAGACAGAAACUGUGAGUGGACUGGCCUCAAGUUCAGCAAUGAUGGCAAGCUGAUCCUGGUCUCCACGAAUGGAGGUACCCUCCGUGUUCUUGAUGCAUUCAAAGGAGCUGUGCUGCACUGCUUUGGGGGCUACAACAAUAGUAAAGGGGUCACCCUUGAAGCCUCCUUCACUCCAGAUUCCCAGUUCAUUAUGAUAGGUUCGGAGGACGGCAAGAUUCAUGUGUGGAAUGCAGAGAGUGGCAUGAAAGUGGCCGUGCUCGACGGAAAGCACACAGGGCCAGUGACCUGUCUACAGUUCAACCCCAAAUUCAUGACUUUUGCAAGUGCUUGUUCCAACAUGGCGUUUUGGUUGCCCACUAUUGAUGACUGAGACUUCUAACCAUAAAGCAGCUGCGUUACAAUGUGCGGCAAUACCAUCGGGAAUUUUCUUCAACACCAGCGUGGGGCAGUGUACUUCUUUCUUACCAUGUCUGGGGUUUGAAGAUUGACUGACUAAACCUAAUAAGGCUUGUAAAUAAGGAGAACAAUGAGAAUGUUUUUUACCGUGUUGAUUAAAAUGUUCUGUUUUUACAUGAGCGUAUUUUUUUUUCUUUUUUUUGCAGCAAGUUAUGGCGGUAGUUCAGUCUGAGUAUGUUGAGUAUUACUGUCUUGAUGUGUUCCACGCAGAUGAAUGCGAGUGGACUUGGUGUUUAUUUCUGUUGGAAGUGCAAAAGAAACGGUGGAACAAAAAA